AUGGCUACCGAUGUCCCAUCCGCCGAAGCAGCCCUUCCCGGCAAUGGGGUUGCUGCCAAAGAAGAUGCUCCCAGAGGGGCCUCCUCAGCCCUCUUCACCCCGCUCACCAUUGGCAAUGGCAAGAUCACACUCUCUCACCGUAUUGUCCUCGCCCCUCUGACCCGCAACCGCGGUGUCCCUCUAAAUCCUAACCCUACUCCCGAGUCCCCAAAUCGCAUCUGGUACCCCGAUUCCCUGGUGAAAGAGUACUACCUCCAGCGCACCACCCCCGGCGGCCUCCUCAUUACCGAAGGACUCCCCCCCUCUAUAGAGGGUAAUGGCAUGCCCGGCGUCCCCGGUCUCUUCUGCGAAGAGCAAAAGAAAGGAUGGAAAGAGAUCGUUGAGGCCGUGCACGCAAAAGGAGGAUACAUCUACGCGCAGCUCUGGAACUCGGGCCGAGCGUCGAUACCGCACCAUACUGGUCUCCCGACGGUCAGUUCAAGUGCGACGCCCUAUGAAGGUGAUGAGGUGUAUUCGCAUCCGCCUCCUGGAACGAGUACGAGUGUCAAGUAUAGCGACUUCCCACCUACGGAGUUGAGCGUUGAAGGUAUCAAGAAACAGAUCGCAGAUUAUGUCGCCUCGGCGAAGAUGGCCGUUGAGGAGUGUGGGUUUGAUGGCGUGGAAGUGCAUGGAGGGAACGGAUAUUUACCCGAACAGUUCUUGGCCAGCAAUAUCAACAAACGCACCGAUGACUAUGGAGGAAGUCCAGAGAAGAGAUGUAGAUUUGUGUUGGAGUUGAUGGAUGCGUUGGCACGGGCUGUGGGAGACGACAGGUUGGCGAUUAGGUUGAGUCCAUUUGGAUUGUUUAACCAGAAUAGAAGCGACCAGAGGCUUGAGACGUGGGGCCAUUUGUGUAGGGAGCUGAAGAGGAAGCAUAGCUUGAGUUAUGUGCAUUUUAUUGAACCGAGAUAUGAGCAGCUACACAGCCUCGAGGUGAAGAAUAAGUUUUUGCAGUCUUGGGGUAUGCUAGAUAUCGAUCUCAAGGUCUUCAGAGAGAUCUUUGGAGAGACUCCUUUCUUUUCUGCAGGAGGCUGGAACGAUAAGAAUUGCUGGGGCGUGGUGGAAGAAAAAACCUAUGAUGCACUUGCUGUCGGCAGACUAUUCCUGAGCAACCCGGAUUUUGUCGCGAGGCUCAAAAACGGUCUUCCAUUGAAUGCCUAUGAUCGAUCACGAUUUUAUGGCCCUUUCGCAGACCGAGAGGUUGGUUACACCGAUUACCCCACCUACGAGGAGGUUCAAAAGUCUGUCAAAACAUAG
Amorphotheca resinae ATCC 22711 is the source of this 1296-nucleotide messenger RNA. RefSeq lists its product as hypothetical. Lineage: Eukaryota; Fungi; Ascomycota; Leotiomycetes; Helotiales; Amorphothecaceae. The record is from RefSeq and is a predicted model, not a curated record. The transcript is spliced from 3 exons. The coding region runs from base 1 to 1296 and encodes 431 amino acids. Gene Ontology annotation, molecular function: oxidoreductase activity; FMN binding.